CGAGCGCAGAAAGUGAGGCACGCGCGCCGCUCGCGCAGCAGCCAGUACACGCUCUCUGCCUCUCUCUCUCUUCCUCUCCCUAUUGCAGGAAUGGCACGAGCCGGCUUUUAAACCUUUUAUUACUUAAUUAAUAGAAAAAUAGUUCGGAAGUAAUGUUUAAGGUUAAUUUCUUUGUGAUCAUGUUCUCGGAGUGACGACUGGAUACGUUUGGAAAUAUUUGUGUUGGAUAUUCCGGCACAGAAACGGAGAAGGAAACGAUGUGGAUAUUCAGACGCCACGACGGAUGACAUCCGGCAGAAAAUGAACACAGAUUAUCAGAAGCAACUUCAAACACCUCAACCAAAGAUCCAAAGUCAUCUUGCCAUCACAGUACGUUCCAACCUCAUGUCAAGACCCUGCCCGUCUUCCCGAGGUCCUAAACCUCCAGUUGCUCCAAAGCCAAAUCUCUCCACUCAGCAAGAAGGUGAACACAGCCAGUACAUUGUUAGCAAUGGAGAUGUCACAUCAGAACUGGAAUUAGCUCAGGACAGUGAAUCAGAAUCCACACAGGAUGAAGCUGACCCACCAGGAGAGUCCCACAAAGAGGAUCCUUCUGAACAGUUAGUGGAGAACCACAACAACCAUUAUGGUAUUACUAAUAAAGAAUCUGAUGAAGUGCUGCAGAUGGGGGAAGAAGUAAGAGCUGAAAUAGAUGCAGAAGAAGAAGAAGAGAGUCACUUUGAUGUAGUUGAUGCAGGUUCAUUGAAUGAGGUCAAAGAUGUUAUUGUAACUACUGCUUCAGCUGCUAUUGACCACAUCAAAGAAGCAGAUGAUACACAACCACAACCAGGCACAGGUGAUCCUGAUGAUACAGCAGAUGAUCCAGCUGAGAAAGAGACCGCCAUGGAGUAUCAAACAGGGGAUGAUUCAGAGGCUAAUAACAGCACACUGAGCCCUUAUGAAGAAAUUGAGGAAUCCACCUCAAAUCCGGGCAAUACAUAUGCAGAGAUAGAUCAUGCCGAGGCGCUGAUGUCAGACACUGCUGAUGAUACAGAGGAGCCAUAUUUCAAUGAGAGAGAGUUCCUCUGUGGAACCCCAAUAGAUACUACUGCUACUAAACUAUGUGAAGAGGGCACAAAUCCAAGUGCAGAGUGCAGUACUAAGAAUAUGCCAAAUGCAGUGGCUGGAUUUGCCUCCCAGGCUAUGAACGGCAGUGAGUCCUCCCUGUGUGAGGAGUACCCGUAUGAUAUAAUCGGACCUCUGGAUGACACCAGUGUGUGGCAGCCAGAACGUGCCACCAAAGAUGAAUCAGGACGUUUCAGAUUCUCAGAGGGGGUAGAUGAUUCAUUUGAGCCAUAUUCAGUCAUAGAGGUGGUGCCUGCGGAUCUCAUGAGCACCUCUGAUCCUGAACUAGAGUGUACAGAUGAAGAAUGUAGUGAAGAGAAAGCAAAGGACCCUGAGACCAAGAUGGGAUCCUCACAAGAGCCUUUUUAUAUCUCAGCUGAUGAUGUAGCAGAAGUAGAAGAAGAACAAGCUCAGGUGGAGGACAAUGUGACUUCAUCUGAAGAACCCUUGGAACAGGAGCUGAGGGAAACAUCAAACACUGAUGCAGUGGAUGAGUAUGCCGACAUUACCGAAGAUUGCCAGGAUGGAGAUGAUCAGCAGUUGGAGUGUGUGUCGUCUGAGGAUUAUGUAGAGAUAGGUGAUGAAGAUGAGCCUUUGGACAUGACACGGAAAAUGAAUAGGAAGAGCACAAAGGAGCGCUCAGCCAUUCGCAGACAAGCUGGCAUGAGCAAGAGAAACAGCUGUCAACCACGUCUUAGACUUUGCGAUAUUACAGUGCCUCCUGGCCUGGACUUGGGCAGGACCCCUGAGCUAACAAACCGGUUAGUGUUUGCCCACACCACAGAGGCAUUCGAGGAGGACAUAGAAGACCUCGACUGCCACAUUGUGCCUUUUUUUGAGGACUCCGAGUCAGAUAGCGAUGAGCACAUUUACGAGGAAGCAGGCUUUGACUCGGAAGGAGAGAACUUUAUCACUAUGGACAGAAAGACCAUUGUGACUCGUUCACGGUCGCUCUCUGGGAAAGUACCCGGAUAUGUACCUGAGACUGUUCCUGAGGAGACAGGCAAUGAGUCUCAGACCCAUGACUACUACACUGUGUCCUUGGACCAAAAUGGGGAUGUCUUAAAGGUCUCUGAAAAUUCGGAGUCUAACCGGAUGAUUCCUUCAUUGAACUCUAGACGUUUUCUGUUCUACCCACGAUCGUACUCUGCGGAGGGCCGAGACAUGACUUUGUCUGCUCAUUUGGAGGGCAGUCAUUCACCCAGAGUGGACAGCAGAGUGAAAAGGACAGAUGACACUCUAUCCUUACCUUGUGUCAUAACCUCUUCUGGUAGUUUCUCUCAAAGAAGCCACCAGUCCUCUAGUGGGGUGUCUACACCCACAUCUCUUGUUGACAUUCCACCACCCUUUGAGCUGGCUUACAUCACCAAGAGGCCUAUCACUAAAAGUUCCCCAUCUCUGCUAAUUCAGCAUGAGUCUAAUGACAAACCAAAAAAGAAGAAGACAUCAUUCAAGCGUUUCCUUGCUUUGAAGUUUAGGAGGAAAGCUGACAGCAAGUCACAUGGUGAUGGCAGCGUACGUUCUUCCAGAUCAUCAUCUGAAUCAAGUCACCAUGGGCCUGUUCGAGUAAUAGAGCUGGAUCGGAGGAGUAAUGGCAGCUCCCCUCAGCUUCAGUCUCGCAUCAUAAAACCACAACGCAACUCAGACUUUCCUGCCACCUUUGUGGUUUACAAAGACGGGCAGAAGAAUAAAGGUGUACCCAAGACUUACGGCAGCAGGGGCAUCUCCAGAGUGGAGUCUUUUGAGGAGCGCUCUCGGCCUCCCUUCAUGCCACUCCCACUCACCAAACCUCGAUCCAUAUCCUUCCCAAGUGCUGAUACUUCCGAUUACGAAAACAUUCCAGCCAUGAACUCAGACUAUGAGAAUAUUCAGAUUCCCCCAGGGAGGCCUACUCGGGCCGUCACCAUCACAGGGUUCUUUGAGGAGCAAAGUCGGACAUCGACUGCAAACGAGAACGACGGUUAUGUUGACAUGAACAGCUUUGCAGGAAUAGAGAACAAAACUAACAUGCAAGAGCAAGAAACAGAGAGUGCGUACACAGAACCUUUCCCAGUGUGUCCUGCCCCUGCCCCAUCGCAGUUCACAGAGGACACAGAAGACCAUGGACGCACGUCUGAGGAGGAGGAAGGUUGUGCUGAUCAGAGCUUCGACAGACAGAUUGAUGGCAGAUCCAGAGCGUACUAUGUAGCCAAAGAGCUGCUGGAUUCGGAGAGAGAGCAUGUGAAGACACUGAAGCUACUUCAAGAGGAUUUCAGGUCAGCGGUGGAGGAGGCGGUAGGAGAAGACGGCGAGCCCGUGGUGGAGAUGGGGAGGUUGGACAAGAUUCUCGGCACCUUGCCUCAGGCCUACCAGCUCCACACGAACAUCCUUACACAGCUGGAUGCGCGUAUACAGCACUGGGAGGAGAGCCCGACGAUGGUGGACGUCUUUUUGGCACAACGUGAGGAAUUUGGGAUUUUCGUGACCUACAUUAGUGGUUAUGACCGCAGCAUGGCUCUGCUGGAGGAGAGCUGCAGACGGAGCAAAGCCUUCGCUGAUGUCGUCAAACGCUUCGAGCAGCAAAAUUCAGAGGGAGUGCAGAUUCCUGUGAAACACCAGCUGAUGCAGAUCAUCGUGCGUGUCCUGCAAUACCGCAUGCUUCUCACAGAUUACUUAAACAACCUCUCCCCCGACUCUAAAGAAUAUGAAGACACACAAGCUGCAUUGGUGAUUGUGUCAGACAUUGCAGACCAGGCCAACGACAAUUUAAAAGAAGGGGAGAACUUGCUGCGUCUGGUCCACAUCGAAUACAGCGUGAAGGGGAAGAGGAGUUUGCUGCAGCCAGGAAGAGUGUUUGUAAAGGAGGGCACGCUCAUGAAGGUCUCCCGUAAGAGCCGACAGCCUCGACAUCUGUUCUUGAUGAACGACAUCAUCCUAUACACCUUCCCUCAGCAGGAUGGCAAAUACAGGAUGAAGAAUACACUUCCUCUCAAUGGGAUGAAGGUUAGUAAGCCGGUCAUCGAUAACGUCCUCAACACACUAAGGAUCGAGGUCAACGAUGUCACCAUCACCCUCUCAGCCAGCUCUGUAGGAGAGAGGGAGGACUGGUUCCACACUCUGAGUCGAGCUAUAGCCGAUCAUGCUGCAGGCCUCAACACAUUCAGCUCCUCCAGCGAGGCGAGAGAGAAGCUGUGGAUGUCUCUGGGAGAAGCUGCACCUGUCCUGGUGCCCAUCUCUCACGCCAUGAUGUGCAUGAACUGUGCGUCAGAUUUCAGUCUCACUUUGCGCAGACACCAGUGCAACGCAUGUGGCAAGGUGGUGUGUCGCUCCUGCUCCAGAAACAGAUACCCGCUGAAGUAUCUGAAGGAUCGCAUGGCUAAAGUCUGCGACCGCUGCUACACCGAGCUCAAGAAACGAGGUGGGAACAUUCCAAUUCCAUGUGGUAGUGCGAGUCCACACACACAGCGUGCCAGUAGACCUCUGUCUGCUGUGUUUCAGAGCCUGCAGCCUCCCAGCCUGUGGAAGAACAGGAAAAGCAUCACUUCACCUCUCGCUCAGGUGUCAGUGGGUGCUGAAGGCUCCACUAUAAGUGGGAGUUUACAGAGACGGAAGAAGAGCAAGCGGAAAUGGAAGAGGCUGUGGUUCCUGCUCAAAGACAAGGUGCUCUACACCUUCACAGCUCGAGAGGAUAAGGUGGCGAGUGAGAGUUUGCCUCUUCAGGGUUUCACAGUGAAGCUGUCUGAUCAAACCGAGGGCGAGGACACAGGCGGCGUCUUUCAGCUCUAUCACAAAAAAACGCUGUACUACACAUUCAGAGCAGAUGAUCAUCACACCGCACGAAGAUGGGUGAAUGCCAUGGAGGAAGCCACAGUAUUAUAGUAUUAACUGAAGCAGAAGAGGAAAGCGUAUGUUAAACCACAUCUCACUCCCACGUGAAGGAUUAUUUGCUCUUCUGGGGUUUUUUUUUCCACUGCUGACUUUUACACGAAGACGUUUCCGCAUACGAUCACUGGAUAUUCCACGAUGGAAAAAAAUAGACAGUGUUACUUGACUCACUUUUGUUCACUUUCUCGCUGAAGAAACAGUGAUGAAUUGCCAAAUGUAAAUAAGUGAUAUAAAAUGAAGGAAUGUUUUACUACAGAACAUUUUAUCCGCUUCAUGUUUUUAAAGUUAAGAAAAAUGACAGGUAUAAAUUUUUGGUUGAAUUUUGAUACACAGUGAUAAGGAUCAAUGUGCAUUGUGUGAAAUCUAUUUCCAAUUUCAGCGCAGGAAGAUUUGAUACAAGACUGUAUAUUAGCUGUAUAUUUCAUCAGGAGUUAUUACAUUGUAGACUGUAAUGUAAAUCGAUAGACAGGGCAUGGGGAAAUUGUGCCGUAGUUCUCCGUUCAGCAUCAUCGUUAGUUUUUAAUUUACACAUCCGUUCUGAAUUUCUCGUGUGGUUUACAGGAAUAGGUCAAAAAGGAAAUGCACACAAUUUCAUACUCACAAAUUGUUUGUUGUGCUUCUUUAGUUUUGCACUGGAGCUACGAUGUUAAUGUGGUUAAAUAAUAGAAGUCAGUCUAUCUCAGUUUAUAUUUUUGGACGAAUAUAUCCCCAAAUCAGCACCAUUAAUCUAUAUUAUCUCAAUAUUGAAUAUUUUGUGUAGUAUUUACAAAUUUAAAUAUAAAAUACAAUUAUAUCACUAACUUUUUUGCUGUGUGUCUCCUCCAAACAUUUUGAAGGCGGAGCUUAAUAUAUAUAUAUAUAUAAUAAUAUAUAUAAUUUUUUAAGAGGGAGCAGAUUGACACCAAUAUGGCUUCAUUAUCAUUUUUGGGAGGCGGGGCGUAGGGAGCAAACUGACACCAAUAUGUCCUCAUUACAGUUCUUGGGAGGCCGGGUUUAGGGAGCAAACUGACACCAAUUUGUCCUUAUUAUAAUUUUUGGGAGGUGGGAAUUAGGGAGCAGACUGACACCAAUAUGUCUUCAUUAUCAGUUUUUGGAGGUGGGGCUUAGGGAGCAGACUGACACCAAUAUGUCUUCUUUAUCAUUUUUGGGAGGCGUGGCUCAGGGAGCAGACUGACAUCAAUAUGUCUUCAUUAUCAUUUUUGGGAGGCGGGGCUUAGGGAGCAAACUGGUACCAGUAUGUCUUCAUUAUCAUUUUUGGGAGGUGGGGCUUAGGGAGCAAACUGGCACCAGCAUGUCUUCAUUAUCAUUUUUGGGAAGCGUGGCUUAGGGAGCAGACUGACAUCAAUAUGUCUUCAUUAUUAUUUUUGGGAGGCGGGACUUAGGGAACAAACUAACACCAAUAUGUCCUCAUUACAGUUCUUCAGAGGUGGGGCUUAGGGAGCAAACUGACACCAACAUGUCCACAUUAUAAUUUUUGGGCGGUGGGGCUUAGGGAGCAGCCUGACACCAAUAUGUCUUCAUUAUCAUUUUUGGGAGGCGGGACUUAGGCAACAGACUGACACCAAUAUGUCCUCAAUAUCGUGUUUAGGAGACAGACACUAAUAUGUCCUUAUCACUAUUUUUUGAAGGCGGGGCUUAGGGAGCAGACUGACACCAAUAUGUCUUCAUUAUCAGUUUUGGGAGGCGGGACUUAGGCAACAGACUGACACCAAUAUGUCCUCAUUAUCGUGUUUAGGAGACAGACACUAAUAUGUCCUUAUCACUAUUUUUUGAAGGCGGGGCUUAGGGAGCAGACUGACACCAAUAUGUCUUCAUUAUCAGUUUUGGGAGGCGGGACAUAGGCAACAGACUGACACCAAUAUGUCCUCAUUAUCGUGUUUAGGAGACAGACACUAAUAUGUCCUUAUUACUAUUUUUUGAAGGCGGGGCUUAGGGAGCAGACUGACACCAAUAUGUCUUCAUUAUCAGUUUUGGGAGGCGGGUCUUAGGAAGCAAAUUCACAUCAGCUAUCAGUUAAUUUUUUUUUUUUUUUGCAAAGGUCAAUUGACACACAUUUAGCUACAUCUUGAUUUUGUUGUUGUUGUUGUUUAGAUUACAGACAGACUUCCUUUAAGUCUCAGGUUGAUCUGAGAUGGAGCUCCAUUUCUGAACUAAAGAAGCGAACAUGACACUCUAUACACAUCAUUUGGAAAAAUGUGUAAAAAAAAAAAAAAAGUGACGAUGAUUGAUGAUGAUGCUGAGUCUUUCCUACUACAUGAUCAAGUUUACUUCAUUACAUUGCUAAACUUUAGUGCACCACAGUAUCAGAGGUCAACUAUACCAAUGUGGGGUUUUUUUUCAUCCUCUUGUUAUCUUCUCUACAUUUCUAUAGAAUUCUACAGUCAGUCUGAAAAAGCUGAGCCUGCACCAGAUGUUCAGUUCUCUUUACACAGGCUGACUAUUAAUAUCAUCACGAGGUUGAUUUCUUGCUGUUAUUUACAUGACCACUGUGGUUAUGCGCAAGUUUGAAUGUUCUUCCACUCGCAGGUUUUGCAUUGUUUCUAUACACAGUAACCAGACUUCAGCAACGGCAUCAUGAACCACAUUCAAAUCACUGAUGGUAAAUUUGUCCACAGGAGAUUACAGGCUCUCUGUGACAAAUGUCUCCACACCAGAGACGUGAAAGACGUAUGAUCGAGCUCUGUCUUUCUACAGAUGAAUAUUUCUUGUUUAUUUACUAAUCCCUGCAAUCAGAUUUUGAAUAUAUAAGCUUGUACAAGGCCGAGAUUGGAGAACACUGGUGAUAUGUUUCUUUAAAUAUCUGUUGCUGCACUGAUUUGUAUUUUAUUUUCUUCACAGUAUUGAAUUAAGUAAGGUUUAUUCUGCUGUACGUGUUGACGAUACACUGAUGUGUUGCAAAUGUUACUGUAAGCUUCCUCUAGGUGCUUCACACCGACUGAGCCUUUACACUGCACCCUAUAACGAAGCCAGCUCCUCUUUUCUUUUCUUCUCUCCUUUCUUUGUUUCAAAGGCAACGUUUUUUUUUUAUGAUACAUUACUGAACUUUGUAUCAGAUCUAGACAUGCACAUUAUCUCAUUUUUCGAGGUUACAGUCACACACUGUUUUACGUUACGAUUAUAUACACGACAAAACCACAGAUCCUAGUAAAGUAAUGUAAAUGAAAUGUACAUAA
This is a messenger RNA of Hemibagrus wyckioides, 8141 nucleotides long. It is a transcript of the gene fgd5a, whose product is annotated as FYVE, RhoGEF and PH domain containing 5a. The coding region runs from base 301 to 4962 and encodes 1553 amino acids. The record is from RefSeq and is a predicted model, not a curated record. Gene Ontology annotation, cellular component: cytoplasm. Gene Ontology annotation, molecular function: metal ion binding; guanyl-nucleotide exchange factor activity. The transcript has 21 exons. Lineage: Eukaryota; Metazoa; Chordata; Actinopteri; Siluriformes; Bagridae.